AUGUUACAAACAUUAUAAAAUGAGCUAAACAAUUUACAAACCAAAGGAAAAUAGUAAGAAUUAAGGAUAGAGAAUUUAUACAUUAAUUUUAAUGAAAUCUAUCAUUUAUAAAAUAAUUUGAACAAUCCAACUUCAACCAAACAUAACAUGCUAUAUUAAGUGAGACCUGAAGUUUUUCAUUAAAUAUUAAUAUUCUUAGAUACUAAAUAAUUAUUAUAAUUUAGAUUAAUUAGCUCAAGAGCAAAUCAAGUUGUAAAAUUAAUGCUUCCUAAAUAAAUAAAUAUUGUUUAAUAAUUAAUAAAUGAUCAAUAAAAUGAAUUAUAAUUGAAGAUCUAAAGUGCAGAAGAAAUAGCAAAAGAUUAAAAUUACCAAUAAUUAUUGAAUACAGCAUUAAAUGGAUUAUAAUAACUCAAUAAAGCACACAUUGUUGAGUUGAAAUCCUUAGCUAGACCUACAGAAUUAAUUGAAAGGAUAAUGAAUCUAAUUUGCAUGAUUUUGGAUCCAUCUUUUAAAAUAUAAAAAGAUAGCUGGAAGGAAUGCUAAAAAUAUCUAGGUCGUUAAAAUUUUAUAGAAUAAAUUCUAACUUUGGACAUUAAUAACAUAAAUGAUAAAUAAUUCUAGUAACUAUAAUAGGUUGAUAGUAUUGAAUAAUAAUAAGCAGCUGCAUAAUCAAUAGCUGCAAGCUCAAUGCUCAGCUUUUUGAAAGCUGUAUUAGAAGUAAGAUAAUCUAAACUUUACAUAACAUAAAAUGCAAUUAAAUAAUUAGAGAGUAAAAUAAAGAAAGAGAAACAAUUAAUUCAAAAGUUAGAAAAGAUAAUUUAAAGAGAAUGAG
Paramecium pentaurelia is the source of this 832-nucleotide messenger RNA. Lineage: Eukaryota; Ciliophora; Oligohymenophorea; Peniculida; Parameciidae. The record is from the annotation of a GenBank genome assembly.